AUGGCGGAGGAAGGGCGCUCAGAGCCCGGCAUGUGGCAGACUCUGGUCCCCGUUCUGGAUGCGGUCAUCCUGCUGACGGGUGUGGUGGGGCACAGUCUCGUGGUGGUGACCCUGACUGGGCGGGGCAGGAGGGCGGGGGCGGUGCGAGGACCCCCCCAGGGCACCGACACCCUGCUGCUGGCCCUGAGCGGGGCCGACCUGCUGCUGCUGGCCUGCCUGCCCUUCCACACCGCCGCCAUCGCCCUCGGCCGCUGGCCCUUCGGACACUUCCUGUGCAAAGCCAUCAGCUUCCUGGGCGUGGCCUGCUCCUCGGCCAGCGUCUUCACCCUCUCGGCGCUGGCCGUGACGCGGUACCUGGUUGUGGUGCACCCCGCCUGGGCGUACCGCGCGCGGCUGCUGCGGAGGCCGUGGCUGGUGCCGGCGGGGCUCUGGCUGCCCGCCGUGGCCCUGGGGGCCCCCCAGUUCAUCUUCCGCACCGUGGGCUCCUCCACGCAGCUCAGCUGCUUCGCCUUCCUGUCCGGCGUCAGCCAGCUGAUCUACAGCACGGCGCUCUUCCUCCUGGGCUUCGCCCUGCCCCUGCUCGUCAUCGUGCUCAUGUACGCCAAGAUCUACCUCUUCCUGCGGCGCGCCCGGGCCUCGGCCCACGCCCCCCGGCUGCAGCGCUACCAGAGCCGGGUCACGCACACCUCCGCCCUGCUGGUGCUGGUGUUCACGCUGUGCUGGCUGCCCUCCUACGCCCUCAUGCUCAGCCUGGUGGGCCGCACCCUGGCCGAUGCGCCCAGCUACGGCACCUUCGCCAUCUUCGCCCGCCUGCUGGCCUCCUCCGCCACCGUGGCCAACCCCGUGCUCUACGUCUUCAUGUCCCGCAAGUUCCGGAAGGACCUGCUGGCUCUGGGGCGGGGGCGGUGCUGUGGGCGGGCGGACACGGUUCGGCCGCUGGACCCCGCCCAGGCGGGAGAGGUCCCCCAGAGCUAG
Messenger RNA from Conger conger (European conger), 975 nucleotides. Its product is annotated as somatostatin receptor type 5. Gene Ontology annotation, biological process: immune response; G protein-coupled receptor signaling pathway. Bases 1 to 975 code for a protein of 324 amino acids. The transcript has a single exon. The record is from RefSeq and is a predicted model, not a curated record. Gene Ontology annotation, cellular component: membrane. Gene Ontology annotation, molecular function: G protein-coupled receptor activity. NCBI's taxonomy places the organism in Eukaryota, Metazoa, Chordata, Actinopteri, Anguilliformes, Congridae.